AUGGAUGCUUCUGCCAGUAGAGAAAUCAAGUCGCCUGAAGUCGUACCGGGGACUCCAUCAAUUGUUCAACCCAAUUCUGAGUCUCAGAAGAGAAAAAAACUGGGAAUUUAUUUCAUUGAGUCUGAUGAUAGGCGGACUGCUUUUGGUGGUGGCUACAUGGGAGCCGCCGGAGGAGCUACACCUGUUAACAUCCACGGAAAGCCUAUUUCUAACCUGUCCAAGACUGGUGGUUGGGUUGCAGCAUUCUUCAUUUUUGGGAAUGAAAUGGCAGAGAGAAUGGCCUAUUUUGGGCUCUCUGUUAACAUGGUAGCAUUCAUGUUCUAUGUUAUGCAUCGUCCUUUCUCAAGUUCAGCCAAUGCAGUUAAUAAUUUUUUAGGAAUAUCGCAAGCAUCAUCGGUGCUUGGUGGUUUCCUUGCUGAUGCAUAUCUUGGUAGAUAUUGGACGAUAGCAAUUUUUACCACAAUCUAUCUUGUGGGUCUAACAGGGAUAACCUUGUGUGCAACCAUGAACAUCCUCAUACCAAAUCAAGACCAGUGUGAUCAAUUUGCCCUUCUAUUGGGUAAUUGUGAACCUGCGAAAUCGUGGCAGAUGCUUUACCUCUACACAGUCCUUUAUGUGACUGGAUUUGGAGCUGCAGGUAUUAGGCCCUGUGUCUCGUCAUUUGGAGCUGAUCAAUUUGAUGAAAGUAGUAGAGACUACAAGGCACACCUAGAUAAGUUUUUCAACUUCUUCUAUCUCUCUGUCACUGUUGGAGCAAUUGUCGCCUUCACUGCAGUAGUUUACAUUCAAAUAAAACACGGAUGGGGAUCUGCCUUUGGUUCAUUGGCCAUUGCUAUGGGCCUGUCGAACUUGCUAUUCUUUCUUGGGACUCCUUUGUAUAGGCAUAGACUGCCUGGUGGCAGCCCUCUGACCCGUGUCGCCCAAGUCCUAGUUGCUGCGUUUCGAAAGAGAAAUGUCUCUUUCGAGAGUAGCGAGUACAUAGGCUUGUAUGAGCUCCCAGGCAAAAGAUCUGCCAUAAAAGGCAGCAACAAGAUUGCCCACACUGAUGAUUUCAGAUGCUUGGACAAGGCUGCUCUGCAACUGAAGGAAGAUAGUGCAACUCCAAGUCCUUGGAGACUUUGCACUGUGACACAAGUUGAAGAAGUCAAAAUUCUUCUAAAACUUGUUCCAAUUCCAGCUUGCACUAUUUUGCUCAGUCUCAUCUUAACAGAGUUUCUAACUCUGUCAGUACAGCAGGCAUAUACAUUAAACACUCAUAUGGGCAGUUUAAAACUUCCCGUCACGUGUAUGCCAGUUUUUCCAGGACUCAGCAUAUUCCUGCUACUCUCUCUAUAUUAUUCUGUGUUUGUCCCACUAUCCAGGCGCAUCACAGGUCAUCCUCAUGGAGCAUCUCAGCUUCAGAGGGUAGGCAUCGGUUUGGCAGUUUCAAUCCUAUCCGUGGCAUGGGCUGGAGUAUUCGAGAGGUAUAGAAGACAUUAUGCCAUAGAACAAGGAUAUGAGGCCAGUUUUUUGACUCCCAUGCCCAACCUUAGUGCAUACUGGUUGUUAAUCCAGUAUUGCCUGAUAGGGAUUGCUGAAGUGUUUUGCAUCGUGGGGCUGCUCGAAUUCCUCUACGAAGAGGCACCAGAUGCCAUGAGAAGCAUUGGAUCAGCUUAUGCUGCUGUUGCUGGUGGAUUAGGUUGUUUUGCAGCCACUAUACUGAACAGCAUUGUCAAGUCUAUAACAAGGAACUCAGAGGAAAGGCAACAAUCCUGGCUGUCUCAGAAUAUAAACACUGGAAGAUUCGACUAUUUCUACUGGCUUCUUACAGUGUUGAGUGUGAUGAAUUUUUUAGCAUUCUUGUACGCAGCACAUCGGUACCAAUACAGAUCAAAGCAGGUCGUUGAGACCAGAGAACAAGUAAAUGUGCAACCGAGCAGCAAAUGA
Molecule: messenger RNA, 1926 nt
Organism: Fraxinus pennsylvanica
Lineage: Eukaryota; Viridiplantae; Streptophyta; Magnoliopsida; Lamiales; Oleaceae
Source: the annotation of a GenBank genome assembly